Messenger RNA from Podarcis lilfordi (Lilford's wall lizard), 2611 nucleotides. The record is from the annotation of a GenBank genome assembly. Lineage: Eukaryota; Metazoa; Chordata; Lepidosauria; Squamata; Lacertidae.
AUGGUUGGUUUGCUUUGCCGCGAGGCGCGCAAGGGGUUAAAGCGACAGAGUGGGCCGUUGCUAGAGAGGCGGGGGCGGGACUCGAGAGCGAGGUCCUGGGGGAGGACCUUUCGGGGGCUGGCGAGUUCCUUCCUGUGGCGGGAGGGGGAGGAGAAAGAGGGGAGUUGCGAGGAGGGGGGAGGGCAGAUUCGCCUUCUGAAUUGUGCAUCCAGCUCCCAGGGAUCUGUGUUUUGCACCCACCUUGCAAGGAAGGAUUGCAACCUUGCAAUCUUUGCAAAAGGUGAGUGACUGAUGGAGGAGAGUUGGGGGAGAUGCAUGUGCAAUUAUUAUUAUUAUUAUUGAUGAUGGUUAAAGACAGAAUGAUGAUGAUUAAGGACAGAAAUUGCAAAUAAUAAUAAUAAUAAAGAGGAGAUUUCAGCCAACCGUCCAUGCCUGAAUGAUGUAAGAAUUCCUGCAAGGACGGUCAUUCCCAGAGAGGGGAGCCCUGACAACAAAGAGUCUUGUGUGACCUGGAAGGCUAACGAUUUGAUGAUGGUUGUCUGCUUCGGGGAUACUGCAGCCCGCUUCAAUAGAUGCACGAGAUCUUAUCCUGGAAUACAAAGCAUUCGUAUCCCUGCAGUGCUUCCCUCCCACUCCAGAUUAUAGUCUGUAGGGAAACUUGCUUCUGAGUAAAGAUGCACAGGGUUGCUGCACUGUCCCCAAUCUGGUGUGGUGGGGAAGAGUGUGGGCCAUCGAGCCAGGAAGGUUUGAGGUUUAAAUACUUGCUCAGCUCUGAAGAUCGCUGCCUCUCCGCCUAGCCUGGCCUCAGGCAGGAUUAAAUGAAUCGUAGAACUGUCAGCUGGAAGGCACACUGGGGUCAUCUAGACCAACCCCCUGCAAUGCAAUCAUCUUUUGUCAAUAUGGGGUUCGAACCUGAGGUUAAGUCUCAUGCUCAACCAACUGAGCUAUGUAAAAGGCUCAUUGUUGAUUAUUAAUCUUUAUUCAUUACUAAGAAUUCUUACGAAUGGGCUGCAUCUAGCUAACUUGUUCCAUCAGCACAAGGAUUUCUACUUGGGCAGAGGAACAUCCCCCGUUCACACCAAGUCUGCACCCUGUGUUGCGAAUUCUCCGCAGCGCUUUAGCAGAAAUGCUCAGAAUUCCAGGUUCUUCAGUGCAGUAUAUUUAUUGUGAGCUAUAUAUACAAAUAUCUACAGGCUAUAAUACACGAGCAGUUCAUACAGUCAGACAGAGUACCUGGCUGCACCUUAAGGCAAAUAGGAAGACCUCUCUCUCUCUCUCUCUCUCUCUGACCACACUCUUCUGCACCACCACACUUACUGAUGGACAGGUUUUCCUUUUAAACCAAUGACAGCCAAUCAACUGACAGCACAUUACUGCUGAGUCUUUCUGACCCAGCACUUCCAUAGAAAGUAUUGCAGGCUGAUUGCAUCAGCCAGCAAACUCAAGCCUGCAGACUUACUAUCUCACACAGCAUUCUGUGAAUCCUGACACCCUGCACACUUCCCAUAUCUGAAGAAUAAGUGGGGGAGGCUCCAUUGCACAAGUGGAAAUACUUGCGCGGAUGAAAUGAAUUAGUUGACUACAUCCCAAUAAUAAUAAUCAAUCUAACUGUAAUUAUUAAUAUUUUUUAUUACAAUUGUUUUAUGAAUUUCCUUCUAAACGACUGCCUCAAGACGAUUUACACACAAAAUAAUUAAAAACAGUUAAAAGACACAAAACCAACAUUAAAAAAAAAAACAAGACCAAAAGAAUCCUAACACGAGUCAAGCAGCAAAAAAAACCCCUAAUGCUAUUCCAGGUUGCAUCAACAUCAAGUAUAGUGUCCAGAUCAAGGGAAGUAAGAGCCUUGGUCAGACGACACUUGGAAUAAUGUGUCCAGUUCUGGGCACCACAAUUUAAGAAGGAUGUCGACAAGCUGGAAUGUGUGCAGAGGAGGGCAACCAAGAUGAUCAAGGGUCUGGAGAUUAAGCCUUAUGAGGAACAGUUAAGGGAGCUGGGAAUGUUUAGCCUGGAAAAGAGGAGACUGAGAGGAGAUAGGAUAGCCAUCUUCCACUAUCUCAAGGGCUGUCCCAUGGAAGAUGGAACAAGCUUGUUUUCUCCUGCUCCGGAGGGUAGGACUUGAACCCAUGGCUUCAAGUUACAAGAAAGGAGAUUCUGACUAAACAUUCAGAAAAAACUUCUGACAGUAAGAGCCCUUCGGCUGUGGAAUGGCCUCCCUCAGGAGGUAGUGGACUCUCCUUCCUUGGAGGUUUUUAAGCAGAGGUCAGGUGGCCAUCUGUCAUGGAUGCUUUUGCUGAGAUUCCUGCAUUGCAGGGGGUUGGACUAGAUGACCCCCAGGGUCCCUUCCAAUUCUACAAGUCAAUGAUUCUAUAAUUCUAAGAUUCUAAGAGGACACUGGCAGUAAAGACCCCAUUUGCCCAGCUAGAAAUCCUGUUGGAACUAAAAAGGUCUUCACUUGUUUGGGGAAAGCACAGGUCGUAUCUAUUCAUAAUUAUUGUUGUUAUUGUUGGGCAUUUAUCUUUCCGAACAAAUAAAAGUUCCGUUUCUCACACCCAACCCAGCUGCGUUUAGUAAGAAGACACAGAAGGGGUUGAAUCUGGAGUGGAGAUAG